AUGGCAGAAUACGAAGCCUGCAUCUUGGGACUCAGGGUGGCUAUCGACAUAAACAUUCAGGAGUUGCUAGUAAUCGAAGAUUCUGAUCUAUUGGUGCACCAGGCUGUAACUAAGAUCGUAGCAGAUUUUGUUUGGGACCGCAUUGUUUGUCAAUUUGGAGUACCUGAGGCAAUCAUUACGAACAACGCCGCCAAUCUUAAUAGCGGCCUGAUGAAAGCUAUGUGUGAAACAUUCAAGAUUAAGCAUCAAAACUCUACAACAUACAGGCCGCAAAUGAAUAGAGCUGUAGAGGUAGCCAACAAGAACAUUAAGAAAAUAUUAAGGAAAAUGGUGGACAAAUACAAGCAAUGGUACGAAAAGAUUCCAUUUUCUUUGCUCGAGUAUCGCACCACUGUUCGCACGUCCACGGGGCAACCCCCUACCUACUCUGGUCUAUGGUACCGAGGCCGUUAUCCCUAUCGAAGUGGAAAUUCCUUCAUUAAGGAUAAUACAAUAGGCCAGGCUCAGCGACGCGGAAUGGGUACGGAACCAGGAUAA
Messenger RNA from Nicotiana tabacum (common tobacco), 537 nucleotides. The record is from RefSeq and is a predicted model, not a curated record. Lineage: Eukaryota; Viridiplantae; Streptophyta; Magnoliopsida; Solanales; Solanaceae.